This is a messenger RNA of Paraphaeosphaeria sporulosa, 1863 nucleotides long. RefSeq names its product riboflavin synthase domain-like protein. Gene Ontology annotation, molecular function: FMN binding; NADPH-hemoprotein reductase activity; flavin adenine dinucleotide binding. Gene Ontology annotation, cellular component: cytosol. The record is from RefSeq and is a predicted model, not a curated record. The transcript has 5 exons. Lineage: Eukaryota; Fungi; Ascomycota; Dothideomycetes; Pleosporales; Didymosphaeriaceae. The coding region runs from base 1 to 1863 and encodes 620 amino acids.
AUGGCCGCGCCCGCACGCCGCGCCCUGGUCGUCUAUGGCUCCGAGACGGGCACCGCCCAAGACGUCGCAGAGGAGCUGGGAAGGAUCGCCGAACGCCUGCGGUUCGACACUGAAGUCGUGGAGCUGGACGCUAUCAGCCUUAACCAACUGCUGCAACACUCUGUCGUCCUUAUAUCAAUCUCCACCACUGGCCAGGGCGAGCUCCCUGCCAACAGCCAGAAGUUCUGGAGAACCCUGCGCAGCGCCCGGCUUCGGCCUGGUUGUCUGCAUCAGCUGAGGUUCGCGUCGUUUGGUCUUGGUGAUACAUCGUACCCAAAGUUCAACUGGGCACACCGCAAGCUCUACAACCGUCUGAUCCAGCUCGGCGCGCAGCCCAUCUGUGAUCGUGGAGAAUCCGAUGAACAGCACCCCGAAGGGGUGGAUGGCUCCUUCCUACCUUGGUCGAUCACACUGCGACACCGCUUGUUAGAACAGUACCCUCUACCGGACGGAACCGAACCGAUACCAGAUGAUGUACUACUAGAGCCAAAAUGGCUUCUCGACUUCGCAGACGAACAGCACCAUGAAGCUGAAAGCGACAAGGUAGUGUCGAACGGCACCGAGGAAGUUCCACCCGACGACCUCCUGGAUAUACCAGGUGGACUUACAGCUAGCGUCGCUUCCAACGAUCGUCUGACACCCCAAUCUCACUGGCAAGAUGUUCGCCAGCUCAAUCUUGAUAUUCCCGACUACCACCCAUACAUACCGGGAGAUGUUUUGACCAUUUAUCCAAAGAACUUCCCCACCGACGUCAACGAACUGCUCUCCGUCAUGAAAUGGACCUCAAUCGCCGACAUCCCACUCCGAUUCGCACCGUCCUCGGACGCCACCUUACCAACAUCCCGCCUUCCAUUGCCACACUUCACAUCAACAACAACUGUAACUCUACGUACCCUACUGACUAAUCAUCUUGACAUCAUGAGCAUCCCCCGUCGCUCCUUCUUCGCCCAACUCGCCCACUUCACUUCCGACGAGUUCCAAAAAGAAAGGCUCCUCGAGUUCACCGAUCCAGAAUACAUAGACGAGCUAUAUGACUACACCUCCCGUCCGCGUCGCUCCAUCCUCGAAGUCCUGCAAGAGUUCGAAACCGUCAAAAUCCCAUGGCAGCGCCUCUGCAGCAUCAUCCCGACCAUGCGCGGCCGCCAGUUCAGCAUCGCGUCUGCCCUCAACCCUGCCGCUGAAGCGAAGAAGCGAACGAGGAUACAGCUGCUUAUUGCGAUUGUGAAAUACAAAACGGUCAUUAAGAGGAUACGGCAGGGCGUUUGCACGAGAUAUGUCGCAAGCUUGAGAUUAGGGCAGCGUCUUACGGUCACGCUGCAGAAGGGUGGGUUGGGCGUGACGAAGGCGGAGUUGGAGCGGCCCGUGGUCAUGGUGGGACCAGGCACAGGCGUCGCGCCUAUGCGGGCAUUGACGUACCAGCGGAAAUUCUGGCGGGAGGAAUUGCAGCGGAAGGACGAUGCAGUGAGAGAUCUGUUAUUCUUCGGCUGCCGGAACGCAGAAUCUGACUACUACUUCAAAGAUGAGUGGGCUCAGCUGCAGAAGGAGGGUAUUCCAUUAGAUGUUUUUGCGGCAUUCUCCAGAGACCAGAGACAGAAAGUAUAUGUACAGGACCUUAUUCGUCAGGAGAGUGCGCGCGUGUAUGAGGCCCUUGCGAAGCGCGAUGGCAUCGUGUAUAUCUGCGGUUCUUCGGGUAGAAUGCCACAGGCGAUUCGCGAGGCGCUCAUCGAGGCAUUCCAAAGCCACGGAAACCUGGAACGGGCAGCGGCCGAAGCGUAUCUAGCAGCGAUGGAGAAGAGUGGGCGAUACAAGCAGGAAACCUGGUAG